AUGGCUGACAUUUGGGGUGUCAGCGCAUUUCGCUCAGGUGUUGUGCCCACGGCGUGGUGGCAAUGGGCAUUGAUAGCCAUCAUCGGCGUCAGUGGCAUCGUUGGGAUUGUUGCUUUUGUUUGGGCGUCCUACAAGUCCGUCCGGAGGGUACUACAUGAUAAUAUGGCAGCUACGUCGUUGCCUCGCUCCGUCCAGGAACGCAUACAGCUCCUUUCAAAGAGCGCAUCACCAGUUCACGCGAAACAAACACUCCCCCCUAAACCUGGCUCUUUCGGAGUGUAUUUGGGGCUCUUGAACAACCCAGUGUUGGAUGAGGAGGCUCGAAUAUUAUCUCAAUGGGACGCCGUAGUCUUGGAUUACUGCGAACCAGGAGUCCUUGAGGCAGUCAGCGACGACAGCAUACCUCUAGGGCCACAUAUAAUUGCCAGACUGGAUCUCGUACAAGUAUUGAGCUUUGCGGCAAAGGACAAUGACGUUGAUAUGCUCCGUGUUGUCUACAUUAUCUCCAAACUCAUUCGGCAAACACUUCGAAAACCCCACCAGCGAAGAUAUUUUACAGGAGUGCUCGUAGCUGGCUGGCGAGAGAGGCUAUCGACGGCAAUGCUGAAUGGGCUUGCGAAAUUAUUCUCCGCUCACGGGCUCCAUGUCUUUCUGGAGAUUGCGCCACCCGAAUUCUUGGACGGCAUUGGAACGUUCAGUCUCAAGCAAUUUGCAGGAGUUGUCGUGAGGAAUGGCACCGUGCUGCCUAACGGUGAACGCAGAGACUUUUUCGGCAUGGACAAGAUGAAAAACACUACCAAAGCUUUCGUGUCAGAGUCUUGUAUGCGACCAUUCAUUGUCAUGAUGUGGGACACUGUCGAAGAUGAUGCGGAAUUAUCACAUGCUGUCGCGAGGAGAGCUCACAUUUGGUGCGGCUACCAUGGGGCAGUUCCAUUCCUCACCCGACGAGGCGCACUCACAGACAUCUCUCAAGUGCGCUCUUGUGACGAGCCUCUUGCUGCAUUUCAGUGGCUGAAAAACCGUAAAGUCAUGGCUAUACAUGAGAGGUUCCGCACGACACGCAUUUUGUCUCCAGAGUUCUCAAGCAUCAUCGAUGACUAUCUCCCUUUGCAGAGCGUAUUCCCGCUUCUAGCCAACACGCUUUCUGGAUUAGAUGAUUCAGAGUCCGAGACAGAGGAGAGCGAUGACUCCAGCACCUCUACACUCACCGUCCAGUAUCCCGAAAUUGAUGAAAACGGUGCCCUCCUUCCCCCGGUACAACUGUCACCGACCUCUGCUGCCCCCGAUUGGAGCAACUGCUUGGGUAAACGUGCGGCGAAUCCGUUGUCAUGUUCUUUUGGCGGCGACUUCUAUGGUCCCUUUGGAUGCUUCCCCAUCGGAUUCAAUGCCACGCAGGAGGAUUUCGAUCACGUACUUACAUCACUUCGACGGCUACGCAACCUCGCCCUGUUGAGCCGCGUGCAAGCAAACCAAUUACAUGAUGUAGCGGAUGUACUCAGCAUGUACAGCUCUUCCAGCAGCCGCCUUUUGGACGUCGUGCCGUCAUCUCGUGAAGCGAUUUCGAACUUCGCCGACAGUCUUGCCAAGGCGAAUGAUGAGAAAGACGACCCUUACCACCUACAAGUCUAUAUUGGGCUUGAUUCCGGCUUCCACACUCCGUCUGGAUCACAGUUUUGGGCGGUAUGGGAAGUCGACCCGCGAACCCAGUCCCCCAUCAUCUACAUUUCCAAAUCUGUGCAAGACACAACGUCUGCAUUGCUCCACACCUACCUGAGCAAGUCUAGCUUCUCAAGAUAUCAGUGCUUUCUGCUUGAAUAUGGAUUGUCAGAAUACCAGGCCAAUACCGACCAACUCCAACGGUUACCCAAACGCCUUGAGCAAGACUUGAGCUUGCUGACGCCAACCGAUCUGCUUCUGUAUCUGCAGCAUCUCCAAUACAGUGAGUGGAAUGAAGGCUGUCCAUUGUUGACCGCUAUUCGGUCUCACUGCGAGGAGAUCUUGCUUGAUAUCCCGACAUAUCGCCAGAUGAAGAAGCUCUGUAACAUGGAUUACCUCAGCGGAACCAUAACAGCCGAGCAACUCGUAAACGCCCGGAUCAAGUGGUAUCGUCUAUGCCGGCUACCAUGUCUGGAGAAACAUGAUGCUUUAGAGUUAUUCCGCCAUAUCGACUAUUAUUUCCGCGCCCUGUUAUGGCGUCGGGAUCACCAGAAGUUGGAUGCUAUAACGUCGGCACUUGAGAAGCUAACCAGCCGAGAUGAAAUCGACUCAGUGUCUGAUUUUGUUCUGUUCUGCAUAUUCUGUGCAGCACGAAAAGCGGGUUUCGAGGAGGUAUACACUGAAGUCUCGGACAGGAACCCCCUGUUCAAUCAAUAUUCGGAUCAAAGCGCAGCCUUCGCAGAGUUGUUUGCCUUGGGUUCUCGUUGCGAAGCUUACUUCGACAUCACACCAAGUGAUAUCGGAGUACUUCUGUCAAAACGGCACCGUGAUUAUUACAAUCAAAAGGAUCAUCAGCCCCCCAUGUGGAUUUUCAAUGCGCCCUCAUUCGCUUCUGCAUACGCUGCAGCACAAACAGACAUUGAUCCGAACCAGAAAGCUUCGGUCCUCCCUGGGUACCGCAGGUUUACCUUUCUCAGUGUCUUCGCCAUACCUGCGCUUCUGACUCUCGUAGAUAUCUUGAUGCUCAGUUUUACAGGUCACGGCCUCUAUCUUAGCGGUCUGAUGAGCACCGAAGAGCUGAAAUAUGCCACUCUAGCGUUAAUGGUCUCCUUGCUCCUUUCCGGAGCUAUCGGAACCUGGAUUUCAAUCGGAGGAACCUAUUACCUCAUUUCCAUGGCAUUCUCGGCGGCCAAUAUGUUCGUGCUCACACGGCUGAUUGGCGGUCUAGCAUUCACGGCUGCUGCGUCCGUCCUUGGAUUCGUCGUCGUUGGAACGGUUGUUAACGUACAGUCUGGUGCUAUCUUCUGCUUCUACCUCUUUGGCUUGACUUCCUAUCUAUCGGUUCUUGCGGUACUCUCGACGUACCAAGUUCCUGGGUCAGCGUUCCUUAACGGGCGCAAAACAGUCAUCGUGAUCCUUCCUACGCUGAUCAUUUCUCCACUCUUGACAAUCUGGGUCCCAGGGCACGACAUCAUCAUCUAUCCUUGUGUUCUUUACCUGUUUGUUAUUUUCCUCAUCUUAGGAAUGAGGCACGUUGGCAUGAAAUGGGUUACCUGGUAUCACAAUAUCAAAACACUCAAUGACGCAGAUGUCAAGGAAUGGUAUGUCAAGAGGCAUGCCCACCAAGACUCAUCCCACUCGCAUGGUAAGCUCCUAGCGAAACGCCUGAGUAAAGGCUUACGGGAGUCAGUCACUCUACCUGCAUCUCUGGCAUCCUCUUCCGAGAUGUCUUCUGGCGAGGAAGAUCUUUUCAAUGGUUUGAGUGAGCCCGCCAUACUCGCUCUUUGUCGAAAAGAGUUGUUUGAUGCGGUCCAGAGGGAGAAGAAGCGCCCCUUUUGGCAAAGGCCGACCGAGGAUGCUCUUGUGAGACAAUUAGCGCAGUGUUGGGACUCCACUCUCUUCCUUCUGGACUGGUACAGUAGACUCACUGAAACCAAACGACCUAUUCCAUACAGCUCUACCUGGAACUUGGAGACCCAGGUUGCGCUAGAAAGUAUGCAACAGUCACAAAAGGGCAUCAAGCUCCACAACAGUUUCAUUCAUUGGCGGAAUGCCGGCGACGAAAUCGGUUGCGGAAUCUUAUAUUUCCUGACCGCACUCAUGGAUCGCUGGCUCGAUAUCCUUCAUGGCGUUACCCUGGUCGGACUUUCCAAGGACCAAAAUGACCAGUAUCGAUUGGCAGUCGGGUUUGGUCUUGCGUACUACCUUAUUGGAGCUGUUCUUCUCGAUUACAAAGCUCAACAUUUGCAUACUUUAUCGAUGCAGUCAUCGCCGGUUUCUAUCGAGUCGAUUCCGCAGAUUCGGAAAGCAAAGUCCAAUGACCAGAAAUUUCGGCGGCACCUCUACUGGAACACAUUGCUGCUAUUCAUUGGAGUGCAUGUGUGGGCUCUUUCUUUGAGUACCGCUCUGGUCUGGAUCUUCAAUGGUUCCUCCAGCGCCACGAUUAUGUUUCUUGCCUACGUUGCGUCAUACAGCGGACUGCUACUCUACCAGUACAACAAGAUAUUCUCUGGGCCUCACGCACUUAUGCCGCUGUUGGUGGCUGUCAUCUUUGGACUGACUGUUGGCAUAAGCUUGAAACAAACACAUCCAACCUUCCAUUACGUCAACGUAAUCGCUCUGGCUGUUUCUACAUGGACUGCAGCUCUGCUGUCUUUCAAAACUGCUAAACUGGGACUACCUGAAGCCUUCGACAUCAGGAUGUAUAUCUCUGAGACUAUCGAACGCUUCCGACGACCGAAGGCGCCUUAUAAAUCUACCGACUCUGUUAACAUUCGAGGCCUACCCUCUCAGUAUCGAAUUCACUGGUCCAGUACUGAGCACUAUCACUCAUAUAACGGGUCUGGCUCAGACCCGCUAUAUAGCCAGAGCGAACUUCAGGCGUUCGUGAAUAAGUUGCGGUCUGGUCCAAAAGAUGAUCGAUUUAGGGUGCUGCCAUUCGGUAACCCUGGAGAUCAAGUCACUGCUCAUCUAUUAUCUUGCACGCAUGAAUCUCUCUCUCGGCUCGCUUUGCAUGCCUUUCCCGCAAUGCCAUAUCUUGUCCAGAGGAUCGUGUUGGCAUGGCAGAACGGUCUUAUCAAGAUCUUCAUAGUGCCGAUGCAGUCAGUUGUGGAUCCCAAAGUCGACCUCCGCGCAAUCUCCGAGUACUCGGAUGGCCGACUGACUCUCUUCGUCGCGUCCGAUUCGAAGGGUGCUACCGCUGCGCGGAUGAAUGUUACGAGCAACUGCCAAGUCAUCGCUGAAACCCUGAUACACGCCUGCGCAAAGACUAUGUUCGGAAUUCCCGACCUGCAAGCCGCUAUUACCGAAUCAGCCCUGGUCUGCACUCCAGUUGGGCACGCGCCAUUUGCAGUCUCCGAGUGUAGCAAACGUUCAAUGCCAUUUGGUGGUUCCGGCACAGAGGUUGCUGCUUUCGAGUCGGAAUGUCGAAGGGAACUACUGCGCUACCUCUGCCUGGGAUAUGAUUGCGAAACUCAGUGGGACAACCUUCCUCUGGACAUCCGCAGACUUUUCCUCCGCAGAUGCCUUGGAGCGCGGGGCCCUUAUACCAAUACAGAGAUGUCAUGGAUCCAUCAAAAUGUACCGGCAGAGGACGCGUGCACCAUCUUAUCGCGUGUUGCUCGAUACGAUCUUGGCGCAUUUCUGCUUGUUAACAAGUACAACUUCUUCAAGCAAUAUGAGGACCAACAUGGUAUGGAAAAAGAGUACCGACAGAAGACAGCCGAUAUCCAAGAAUCCCACCAUCCGGUUCUGAAUCGCUCUGCAAGUUAUGUUAUCACCGAUAUUACUCGGUACUUCCGUGUUCCCAUUGCCUACGCUUAUCACUCUCUCGGUACCUGGAUCAAGUUCUUUGUGCUGGCCACCAUGGCCGACACGGAGUACCAGAGGGAAUUGAGAUGUGCCCUUGGCAGCACCCCUCGCUUUCUCAAAGCGCCGGCCACUUUUGUACUGACUGGGCUCUGGAUCUAUUCCCGAUGGCUCAUGUCCGUUACGCUGCCCUUUUUCUUGUACCACGGACGAAAGGACAUAGCCGACCUGUCAAAUACUGUGAAGGGCAGCGUCAUUGCACAGCACAAAGAUCGCCUGGUUAUCCGUAGUUACGGCGAAACAGAAACGGCUUUCAUUCACCCUAUCGAGGACUCUGGGUUCAAGCUUGUCUUUUAUCAAGGAGUACAUCAGCAGGAGCCCACUUGGGGCCAUACAAGGGUAACCACCUAUGAUAAAGACAUGCGUAUUGUGACGCGAGAGGACUACAAGAAUGCACAAAUAAUCAACAGAUUCGUUUAUGAAUACCCGAACAAGCGGACUCAGAGGAUAAGCAAGAUCACCAAAGUCCAGAACACCAGGAUACCCCUCAGUCGCCGUUGCGUUCAAGGGGAACAGGAGAGUGCGAAGGUGCACUACAAUCACAAGGGUCAUAUUGAGUCUGGCAGUUAUGUCCAGGAUGGAAACCUGGUGCGGUUCAAGUACCAUUACCGCAAAAAUGCAAAGUACGACGAUGAACUUCUACGAGCAGAAUUUGUGCUCCCGCACAUGUCAGCGAAUGUCAGUUGGUGCGCGCCGCCGAUCAGACAUGCUGAGAAGAUGGAGCGCUGGAUACCCACUCCCCGUGUGCUCGAAGCUACUUUUGUGCAAGGAGCAGACGUGUACGAGUGUACAUGGCUCUAUGAUCACAAAUUCCAUCCAACCAUCACUACUAAACUGAAUGGGGAAACCGUAGACACUCCAGAUAUGAUACGCUUCGAUUGGUUGGGGGUUCUGAAGAAGCCCACACGGUGCAACUUCACUGAUGAAAAUCCUCUGCUGUCGUUUAAGAUGGCAGCCUCCAGUCUGACGAGUCGCCUCUUCCGCACAAACAUUAAGCGACAGGAGAUCUCAACGUCCCGAGCUCGAUCUCAACUGUGGAAAGCUUGGAAGAAACGCCUGGACCUCGAUGGUGUCGUCGUACGCUGGGUUGAUGAAGAGCUGCUCCGUAGAGAAGCCAUGCUGCGGCCUUACUGGCGCCGGAGAGAUCGAGGCAAUCUGCUCAAAGCCGAAGACUAUCUCGCAUUGCAUGCUGAUGCUAUUAUGGCAAGUUCGGAUCUUACAAGCGAUAUCAGCGCGUGGACGCCUCUCGCAGUACGCAUGAGCGACUUAUUCAGUUUCGGCCAAGGGGGAGACGCAGUCAUCUAUACCCGGACCAAAACACUUGGCCGUGAUACCGACAAGACCCUCCAUGUCGUAGCAGUAGACACUGGCACUUGGCCGAACGAGGGUGGCGGUGUCUCUGCGUGCCGACGUGAUCUCAUUAACAAUCUGCGCACUAUCAAGUGGCACAUGGUUGUGGAGUCUGCCAACGAUUUCGGUCUUCCAAAGCACCAAACCGAAGAGAACGUCGAAUCGCUCAAGAUCAUUCCACUGUGGGGUCUGGACUUCCUGCAUCCGUCGCACGGCAUGUUCACCAACAAGCUCGACAGCGAGGUCGACCAUCUUGUGAAAGAGGCCACUAUCAACGACAUCAAAAUGAACUUUAUCCCAACACUGACCGCGCUUGUACGAGGUGCUCGGGCAAUCAACAUGACUCCCGCUGAUGUGCAACAAGCCACACGAGCUCUUGUCAAUCUCAACACGUACUUCCAAGACUCCCGGCACUGGAAGGAGGUAUGGUCUAGUGACAUAGUCAAGGAUACCUGGAGAAAACUAUGGCUGGCGGAUGAUAUGCCAAAUGCUCAGCCACCUUCGGAAUGGUUCCGUACCGAGCUGCCUACGCUGGGUCAUUUUGAUACUGCCUUGGAGCUGUGGUUUAGAUACUUGUUCAUCUUCUCGAUCCCGAUACCAGAGAAGAUUCCAAAUGUUUUCCAGGCUUCUCAUCACAGCGUCUCGGCUUCGUAUGGCAUCGUCUGUAAGCUAAAGCGUAACUGCACGCUGCAGAUCUGGGACCACGCCAUUUCUUGGAGAGAAACUAACCUCUAUCUGUCUUCUGCCAUGUGCACUCUGCCUCCUUUCAUUAGGAACUCUCUUCUUGGGUUGAUGAAGUUGACUUCCUGUCUAAUUCUGCAUCAUGCGGACCAAAUUUUGCCAUGUGCGGACUUCUUCAACCCAGGAUGGGAAGUGGAGAUCGGCAGUGCCAAAGGCCAACUCGCGCACCGCAACAGGUUUCGUCGCAAAGUCGACCCUAUCGUGAACGGCAUUACCGACAUGCAAAAGUUCGCACCUGUCACAGAGAUCAAAACUAAAACACCGACCGUCACCAUGCUCUCCCAUGUCUGGUUUGCCAAGGACAUCAAAACUGCCCUCCUGGCAGCUGACAUCAUCUCCAAUGAAUGGGGCUUCAAAGAUUACAAGCUCGACAUCUAUGGUGCCCUCAACAAAUCUCCCGUCUAUUCGGCUGAAUGCCAGGAAAUUCUUGCGUGCAAGGGUCUGGGCCCAAGUGUCACUCUGAAGGGCACCGCCGACCCAGCUAUGGUGUUAGCCAACACGUGGCUUUUCCUCAACUCGUCCGUCUCGGAAGGUCUACCUCUCGCUCUGGGCGAAGCCGCCCUGACUGGUGCGCCUGUCGUUUGUACCGAUGUUGGCGCCUCCCUGCGUGUCCUGACCGAUCCCGAUACCGGUAAGAGGUACAGCGAAGUAGUCGCUCCAAACGACGCGUACAGUCUCGCACGCGCACAAAUCAAUCUCCUCGCCAUGCUAGACGAGUGGGCGCAGUACGCCGAAGACGACCCCGAUCACCCCGCGCCAAUACUCCCUCCCAAACCAACACCUCGUGACGUGGAGAUCAUCACAAAGAGGAUGUACGAGAAGUCCGAGCAACGUCGCAAACUCGGCAUGAUGGCCCGCAGUAUCGUGCAAAAAUCCUUCGGAGGAGAACGCUAUCUACGCGAACACGAACAAAUGCUCUGGAUCGGCAAAGCUCAUUACGAGAUGCUGGGUGUGGAGCGGAGAGUGCCGCCUCCAAAGCACCCUGCACGUAUGCUUUCACUUAGACGCGGGUCUCGAGUUGAUGCUGCUGCACAGCAAGAAGCAGAUACAGCCUCCAGUAGUAUUAUCGAUCCGCAGCUGGAGAAGAUGCAGCAUCCUAGGCCACCGAUGGCGAAGCAUUUCUCUACGACGACAAGUUUCUCGUCGGUGUAUAUGGAUGAGCCGGGUGGGACGUCGGCGUCGGCGUCUAGUUCUGUCUACGGUGAUGAUUGGGGACAUGCUACUCCGGAUUCUUCGGUCAUGUAUCCGAAGUCCGAGAAUGAGAAGGAGUACUACGCCCCUAUUGCGCGGCCGCCACGAGCGUACGGGCCCGCGAUUGCGACCGCAUUGCCAAUGGCUAGGGGUCACGUUGCAGCAGGGAAGCGCCCAGUACAGUAUGGAUUUGGAUAUGGACAUGCGGACGGGUUUAAGCAUGUCCCCAAUGUGCAGUAUGUGCCGAAGGGGCCUGUGGAUCCGAGGAGGAGCGCGUUGAUGAGGCAGUCGGUCAGGCCGGAGAGUGCAAAAAGUAGUGUGAGGACGAGGAGUCAUCUAAAUGAGGUGCAGGCCGCGGAGUAUGGUGGUGUGGAUGGGCGGUUGUGA
This is a messenger RNA of Westerdykella ornata, 9192 nucleotides long. RefSeq lists its product as uncharacterized. Gene Ontology annotation, molecular function: glycosyltransferase activity. The record is from RefSeq and is a predicted model, not a curated record. The coding region runs from base 1 to 9192 and encodes 3063 amino acids. The transcript is spliced from 7 exons. NCBI's taxonomy places the organism in Eukaryota, Fungi, Ascomycota, Dothideomycetes, Pleosporales, Sporormiaceae.